AUGAAUUUUGAACAGCCACCUCCGUACAGUGGCCCCACCGCUCCGGGUUAUCCACCCCAGGGCCCACCUCCACCUCAAGGGUACCCUGCACAGGGAUACCCCCCUGAGGGUUACCCACCUCAGGGUUACCCACCUCAGGGUUACCCCCCACAAGGGUACCCAGGGAAUCCCGGGGGCCCGUACCCAGGCCCAGAUCAGCCCUACCCGGGACAGCCCCAGUACUGGCAAGGGGGACCGCCACCAGGGCCAAUGUACGGGGAAGCUCCAAAAAACACAGUGUACGUGGUGGAGGAUCGCAGGCGGGACGAUUCGGACACGUGCCUGACAGCUUGUUGGACCGCGCUGUGCUGCUGCUGCCUUUGGGAUAUGCUGACAUAA
Molecule: messenger RNA, 378 nt
Organism: Knipowitschia caucasica
Lineage: Eukaryota; Metazoa; Chordata; Actinopteri; Gobiiformes; Gobiidae
Source: the annotation of a GenBank genome assembly